AUGCUAGCACUAUUGUCAAACAAGUUUGUUAUUGCACUUUUGGUGCUUGCUCAUGUAACAAAUGCAUUGCACUUUUACGUGAAAACCGGUGAAACGAAAUGUUUUUUCGAGGAAUUGCAAGAGGACACGUUAGUCGUUGGUAGAAUCGACGCUUAUGAAAAAAAUGAUCAUUCAAACGAUUAUCUUAAGAACAAAAACUUACAGGUGCAAAUCACAAUCGAUGAAACAUUUGACAAUGACCACAGAGUGAUUGAUCAAAAAUCUUCUCCCGAUGGAGAGUUUACAUUCACAUCUUUGGAGUCCGGGGAACACAAGUUUUGCUUAACUCCAGUUUACAAUGACAACACAAGAAACAAGGUGCACCGGAUUUUCUUUGAUGUUGCACAAGGCUCUAGUCACGACUAUGUUGACUCCAAGUCAACCCGUUCAGUUGAAAACUUGACAAAGAGAGUUAAUUACUUGUACGAUCAAUUAAACAAAAUCCAUUGGGAACAAGAACAAAUGAGAGAAAGAGAGGCUGCAUUCAGGGACCAAAGUGAAUCUACCAACUCUAGAGUUAUUAAAUGGUCCAUUGUACAACUUGUGGUUUUGGUUGGAACUUGUGUUUACCAAUUGCGCCACUUGAAAUCUUUCUUUGUCAAGCAAAAAAUUGUAUAG
Lodderomyces elongisporus is the source of this 657-nucleotide messenger RNA. It is a transcript of the gene ERP5, whose product is annotated as Erp5p. Gene Ontology annotation, biological process: endoplasmic reticulum to Golgi vesicle-mediated transport; intracellular protein transport; Golgi organization. The record is from RefSeq and is a predicted model, not a curated record. Bases 1 to 657 code for a protein of 218 amino acids. The transcript is spliced from 2 exons. Gene Ontology annotation, cellular component: COPII-coated ER to Golgi transport vesicle; endoplasmic reticulum; endoplasmic reticulum-Golgi intermediate compartment. NCBI's taxonomy places the organism in Eukaryota, Fungi, Ascomycota, Pichiomycetes, Serinales, Debaryomycetaceae.